AUGAAUCCUGAAGGCUACUCACAAAACCACCUACCUUAUAUCAUUAUUUUAUUCCUGGAGCUCAGCGCUGGCAUGUUCCUGUAUCUGUUUGUGAUAUACGUGAUUUGUCGGGAUUCCAUCAAAACAAAAACAUUGAGCAGCAGCGACCAAAUCUUGCUUUGUUUGGGCAUCUCCAACACGUUCUAUGGUUUCCUGACGGUCGUCAGUUUGCUGGACUAUUUCUUCAGCCUUGGGAUCUUCUCGAUGAUCCACACCGCUUAUCUUUAUCUCUAUCUGUUGCUUUUUACCAUCAGUUCAUGUGCAUGGCUAUCAGCCAGUCUGGGCUUCUUCUACUUCAUAAAAAUUUCCAAUUUUGGGUCAGGAUCUUUUUCCUGGGUGAAGAAGAAUAUUUCCUCCGUUGUUCCAUGGUUGCUGUUGGGUGAUUUAUUGGUUUCUUUGUUCAGUGGCGCCCUAAGCAGCUUGUUCUUCAUUUUCUCUCCGGCACUCUCUCAUAAUAACACAGGAAGUGCUGUGUCUAUUGUCUCUAUAUUUUCACAAUCAAGAACAACAGUUAUCUAUGGUGUAAUGGCCAAUUCUUUUGGUCCGUUCUUGGCCCUGUUUGCCACUACUUUCUACUCGAUUGUGUACUUGAUGAAGCACAGUUAUCGGAUGAAGAAGAACUUGCAAACCCCCAACAACGAAAGUCUGAGGUCCUUUGACAAAGUUGUGUGGCGCAUGACGCAUUCCUUAUUGUUCUACGGAAUAUACUACCUCCCGAUGGUCAUUAUCUAUUUUACCGUCAUCACGCAGAUGGAGUCUGGAUUCUGGUUAUCCCAAAUUCUUUUCUCAUUAUUCCCCACCGUGCAGGCUGUCCUCCUUGUUCUUGCUAAUCCCAGACUGAAGGCCGCCUGGAAGGACAUGUUCUUGUGUCUUCACCUUCGAGAAAUGUCAACGUGUAUGUAA
This is a messenger RNA of Rana temporaria (common frog), 942 nucleotides long. Its product is annotated as taste receptor type 2 member 4-like. The coding region runs from base 1 to 942 and encodes 313 amino acids. Gene Ontology annotation, molecular function: G protein-coupled receptor activity; bitter taste receptor activity. The transcript has a single exon. The record is from RefSeq and is a predicted model, not a curated record. Gene Ontology annotation, biological process: detection of chemical stimulus involved in sensory perception of bitter taste; G protein-coupled receptor signaling pathway; sensory perception of taste. Gene Ontology annotation, cellular component: membrane. NCBI's taxonomy places the organism in Eukaryota, Metazoa, Chordata, Amphibia, Anura, Ranidae.